This is a messenger RNA of Brenthis ino (lesser marbled fritillary), 1869 nucleotides long. The record is from the annotation of a GenBank genome assembly. NCBI's taxonomy places the organism in Eukaryota, Metazoa, Arthropoda, Insecta, Lepidoptera, Nymphalidae.
AUGCCGCGUGUAUAUAAACCCGAUCCUACAAGGAAAAGGUAUAAAAAAUAUAGCAUAGAAAUCAUAAAAAAAGCUGUGGAAGAGUAUGCAUCUUCUCGGAAUUUAAAACUAGAAGAUGUUGCAAAAAAAUAUGGCAUUCACAAAUCGGUGUUGUAUCGCCACAGUACCCGGGAUAUGAAGCAACAUGGAGGCCAAAGAGCUUUAUCCGACGAAACAGAAAUGUUGUUAAUAGAGAACAUCAAUAAAUGCGCAGAAUGGGGUUAUCGCUUAGAUACAUUGGAUCUUAGGUACAUAGUCAAGAUGUAUCUUGAUAAGAUAGGCAUAAUCCAUAAGAGAUUCAAGGACAAUUUUCCAGGACCUGAUUUUGUGCAGAGCUUUUUAUUAAGACACAAAAAUGAGAUUUCGCAAAGAGUUUGUGAAAAUAUCAAGCGUGUGAGAGCUAAGGUGUCUCCAGAUACGAUUAAAGAAUAUUUUAUCGAACUUGCGAAGUCUUUAAAUGGAGUACCUGCUUCUAACAUAUUAAACUACGAUGAAACGAAUUUAACGGACGACCCCGGGCGGAAGAAAAUAUUAAUCAAGCGGGGAUGCAAGUACCCUGAAAGGGUUCUGAACCAUACCAAGGCUUCCGUGUCUAUUAUGAUGGCUGGUACCGCAGAUGGCAAAAUGUUACCACCAUAUGUGGUAUAUAAAGCAACUCAUUUAUAUGAUUCUUGGAUUCAACAUGGCCCAGAAGGUACUCGAAAUAACAGGUCGACAUCUGGAUGGUUUGAAGGAACCACUUUUGAGGAUUGGGUGCAAAAUAUGGUUUGCAAGAGACGCGUGCCAUUGCGAACAACCUGCUAUAAUGCAUUUUUAUUUAUAUCGUGCAGCAACAUGGACGACUCCAGUAAAUUGCAGCAGAUGCAGGAUGAAAUGUCCCGAUUCGAGGCAGAGAUCUCAGGAUCGGACAUGGUGGCAAUUCGACCCGUGAUAGGGGCUGGCACGUUUGGUGCUGUACAGCAACAAUUAGAACGUGCAAUGCCUCCCCCACCGCCACCACCCACUUUAAUGCAAGGAUUUGAAGCUUCUAUGAUGGGAGCUCGAUUAAUGUACCCCACAGUACCACCACCACCUCCUCCCCCGUCAAUGAUGGUACCUGCAUCUGUUCAAAGACUCCGGCCUCCAGGUCCAAGCGAUGUAUUCCCUGGUCCCAUGCCAUUUCUUAGAUCAGGGGUACCAGGACCUCAGUUAAUACCACCUCCACCGCCAAAACCCCAACCUGUUAUAUUGUCAGCGGCUCCCAAAUUAUAUAAACAGCCAAAAGAUGAUGAAGCAAAGAAAGAAAAACAUGAGAGUAAAAAACGGAAACGUGAACGUCAACCGACUCCACCGAGGCAAGAAACUGAGGUAAUAGAGCCUCCGCCCCCCGCGCCCGCGCCGCCGCCUGCGCCCGUCAUACCUGAGACAGUACCUAAAGUGAAGAAGGAAAAGAAACAUCGGAAGGUGGUUAGGACUGCAGGAGGGCAAGUGUGGGAAGAUGUGACUUUGCUGGACUGGCCCGAUGAUGACUUCCGAAUGUUCUGCGGUGACUUGGGAAACGAUGUCACAGAUGAAUUACUUACGCGAACUUUUGGUAAAUACACGUCAUUUCAACGAGCUAAAGUGAUUAGAGACAAGAGAACGAACAAAAGCAAAGGUUUCGGCUUUGUGAGCUUCAAAGACCCUGGAGAUUUUAUUAAAGCUAUGAAAGAAAUGGAUGGUCGCUACGUGGGAAGUCGUCCGAUCAAGCUGCGUAAGAGUACUUGGAAAAAUCGCGCUUUAGACGUGGUGAGGAAGAAGGAGAAAGAGAAGGCCGCUCUUCUCUCACUUCUCAUGUCCGGCAACAAGAGC